CGUAGAUUAAUUUUUACAAAGGAGAAAGUCCAAACAUUUUCUAACGAUGCUUCUACUAAAAAGUCAUGACUUUCCUCAUCAACACAUAUAUCAGUGCUGAACUUUACCUCUGAGAUGAGUGCAACAGAGGAACAGAGUGAGAGACCAGGAUCACCUGUAUCCAGCUCUCUGUUUAUGAAGAGUGACUGCCCCAAAGGUGAUGGACCAAACGUUAGUGAAGAAACACCGACAGCUACUAAAAGUUCUGUGUCUAUGAACAGUGAUAACUCCAAGGAUGAUGGACCAAACUUCAGUGAAGAAACACAAACAGCUACUAAAAGUUAUGUGUCUAUGACCAGUGAUAACUCCAAAGAUGAUGUACCAAAUGUCAGUGAAGAAACACCGACAGCUACUAAAAGUAACAAAUCAGGAUCACCUGUAACUAGCAUUGUGUCUAUGAAGAGUGACUGCUCCAUCGGUGUUUCACCAAACUUCAGUGAAGAAACACCAACAGCUACUAAAAGGUAUAUCACACAUUUCUUAUUGAUGGUCACAUUGUGUUAA
Paramisgurnus dabryanus is the source of this 543-nucleotide messenger RNA. The record is from RefSeq and is a predicted model, not a curated record. Lineage: Eukaryota; Metazoa; Chordata; Actinopteri; Cypriniformes; Cobitidae.